Ostrea edulis (European flat oyster) is the source of this 370-nucleotide messenger RNA. RefSeq names its product serine protease inhibitor Cvsi-2-like. The record is from RefSeq and is a predicted model, not a curated record. The transcript is spliced from 3 exons. The coding region runs from base 80 to 352 and encodes 90 amino acids. NCBI's taxonomy places the organism in Eukaryota, Metazoa, Mollusca, Bivalvia, Ostreida, Ostreidae.
CACAGAUUCCUUAUCUCCUGACCACUUUAUAUAACUAUUUACAUAUGUCAUACACUGUACACUAACCUGGAAGGAAACAAUGAGAGGGCUGUUCGUGAUUCUUGUGGCUGUUGGGGCUUUGGCACUGGUUAUUGCCGAAAGAUGCAGCACCAUUAGCAAUUGUCAGGUGACUCUUUGUCCAAAUAACUCCACGCACCUGUCCUGUCACAACGCGCGCUGUACCUGUGACGCUUCACAAACAUGCAAAGACAUAUUGGACUGCGCAGCUAUUGGCCGUUGUCAUGACAAAAAUUCCCAUUAUCAUUGUGUGGAUUUCGUUUGUAAAUGCAUCUCAGACUCGGUUGGGAAAUAAAAUACUCAGAUUUCUCGU